UACAGUAGUUAUAUAAUGACCUCAUAGCAUACGCAUCGAUCAGCACAAGGAACAUCGCCGGUUCCAAGCAGCAGCGAGCUUCCCUGUUUGGUCCUCGAUCGCCUGCCAACGUCAGCGGCAUGGCGCUACUGAAGCGCAGCUUCACCGCAGCGCUGCUCGACGAGGGCGACGACCCGUCGUACCCGUUGAAGAUGCCGGGCAGCCUCGCGCGCACCACCGCGCCGGUGGCCAAGAUGAUGCGGCUGUGGAACUACAAGCAAGGCUCGGGCCUCGGUGCCCACGGCCAAGGCAUCAUCGCCCCUAUAAAGGCUAUCCAGCAUUGCUCAACCGCCGGCAUCGGCCACUCCGAAAAGACGUACAAGAACGGCCUGCAUGGCGCGCCGGCGCCGUCGCCGCCAGCCCACGACGAGUGGCACGAGUCGGCGGCCGUCUCACGGGCCCUGCGCCUCGAGCGGGAGUGCUACGAGAAGACCCUCGCGCUGCUGCGCGACGCGAAGCUUCAAGGCGACGACAGCGCGGAGACGGCGGAGGCGCUGGCCGCUAUCGUCGAGUCCGAGGAGGUGCUCCGGGGGAAGAAGCGCGCGCAGGGCGCGUGGAGGGCCGCGCUGCCUCCUUCCGCCGUGCGGCACAUCGUGAAGCAGGUGCUCACGCCGAGGAUCGCCAUGAAGGCGCGAGAGUGGGAGCCGUUGUGGAGCCCGGGCUGCGGCCACUGGCUACGCCCGUGGAUCCCCUUGAUCGGACACUUGCCGGAGAGCCUCUACGCCACCGUGGAGAGCAAGAUCAGCGGCGGCUGCUACGACGUCAUCUCCCCAUGGAAAGACUACUUGGCCCCGACGCAGUGGGAGAUCUUCUCCCGGCGUCACGUCCUGCCCAGGCUCACGCGGUGGCUGCAACAGCUGAAGAUCACACCACCAAAGCAGCGCGACACUAAGUUCCGCGAGGUGAUGUCGUGGAUGCCUCUGGUGCGCACCGAAGACGUGGUGUCGAUCCUAGAGCAGGAGUUUUUCGGCAAAUGGGAGAGCGCGCUGCGUCACUGGCUGCAGUCCGCGAGGCCACCGUCGGGGGAGGCCACGGCGUGGUGCGCCGGCUGGAAGAACCUCUUCACCCCGGAGCUGCUCCACGACGAACGCGUGCUGGCAUGGCUGGAGUCUGGCGUUGCCAUGGUGGAUCGAGAAACGGAAGACCUCAACCGCCUUGUUUGUCAUAGUUGAUACUAGUCUGCUAGUGUACAAGGCUACACCAGCUUGUGAGGUUGUAGUCAAGCAAUGUAAUGGUUGUAGUCAGUUAUGAUCAGCAAGACAGCAAUAUAAUGGUUGCAGUCACUUAUGAUUACCAAUGUAAUGGUUGUAGUCACUUAUGCCAUAUUUGACACUCAAAAGCAAUGCACUAUUGCA
Triticum urartu is the source of this 1394-nucleotide messenger RNA. RefSeq names its product septin and tuftelin-interacting protein 1 homolog 1-like. Gene Ontology annotation, cellular component: U2-type post-mRNA release spliceosomal complex. The record is from RefSeq and is a predicted model, not a curated record. Gene Ontology annotation, molecular function: nucleic acid binding. Lineage: Eukaryota; Viridiplantae; Streptophyta; Magnoliopsida; Poales; Poaceae. Gene Ontology annotation, biological process: spliceosomal complex disassembly.